Molecule: messenger RNA, 2689 nt
Organism: Habropoda laboriosa
Lineage: Eukaryota; Metazoa; Arthropoda; Insecta; Hymenoptera; Apidae
Gene: iPLA2-VIA
Product: 85/88 kDa calcium-independent phospholipase A2
Exons: 4
Coding region: 156-2537 (793 amino acids)
Biological process (GO): positive regulation of ceramide biosynthetic process; lipid metabolic process
Cellular component (GO): mitochondrion
Molecular function (GO): protein binding
Source: RefSeq, a predicted model, not a curated record
AGUACUUGUGCGAAAAGAGGUCACGCGUCGUAAUAACGUUCUCGGAAAAAAUGAUCAGUGGAAUCUUAUAUAAUUGGCUAAAUUGUUGGAACAGUUUGAUAGUCAAUUAGAAUAAGUGCUGUCAUAGUUUUCGUUGAUAACCUAAAUUAUCGAUUAUGGCUUGGCUGGGAACGAUUGCCAGCAACGUUCUACGAAGUACCGGAUAUAAGGACUGGCUUACGCCGAACGAAAUUCUAGAAGUUAAGCCUGAAAAUUAUAGUAAUCGGCAUAUCGAGAGCCGCGAAGAUGCUAUCGUACUUUAUGGUCCAGGAAAGAAGAGUGAGGAAACAUAUGAAAUCGUUCUUCACAGACCUUGUACGGAAACAUUGCAUCAGGCUUAUAGUUUGUAUCGUUCAGAAGAGAGGGAAGCAGCAGAAAGACGUUUUAUCGUGUACAAAGACAAGGUUCCAGUACUUGUUCAAAUUUGUCAGCAAAUGUGCAACGUGGGCAAGAUACAAAAGUUGUGCAAUACUUUAGUGGAACAUCCCACAUGGACAUUGGCACAUUUAGCAGCUCAUUGUACACUUCACAGCGCUUUUGCCCAUGCAGUUGUGAAUAGUCAAUUGAACAGCGGAGACAUAGAGACAGGUAUAUCUCCGUUGCAAGUGGCAGUGCAAAGCAAUAAUUUGUAUACAGUACAGAUGUUGAUAGAAGCUAAAAGUUCUUUGGAACAUUUGGACUAUAAGGCGAACACCGUAUAUCAUUACGCUGCCACGUCUACCAAAGAAAUAAUUCUAGCCCUUGGAGGCGACCGUCCAAACAGUUUGAACAGUCGUAACAGUAACGGGUACACGCCGUUACAUCUAGCGUGUCUGAAUAACAAACCCGAGUGUGUUAAAGCUCUUCUUUUAAUCGGUGCGGAUGUGAACAUUCCCGCAUCGGAAGGUGAGCCUUCUAGUCCUGGUUACGUAGGAGACUUUCUUCACGGUAAGCCAGACGUGCUUCACGCGGAAGACAUGAAGUUUGGCGGCACACCGUUGCACUGGUCUUUAAGCAGGGAAGUGAUCAUUGCUCUGCUCGAGAGCAAUUGCGAUAUAGAUGCUUUGAAUUUCGACAGGCGUACGGCUUUACACAUAAUGGCAAUGAGAAAACGACUGCCGUGCGUGGUGGCUCUGUUGAGUCAUAUGGCUUGUGCAAAUAUCGCGGAUAAAGAUGGGAAUACCCCGUUGCAUUUGGCUGUUGCCGAAAACUCGCUGUCUAUAGUGCAGUGUCUGAUAGGAUUCGGAGCGGACAUCGACGCCAGAAAUUGGAAGUCGGAAACGCCGCGACACCUAACGAAUAUGAACAAUCAGGAGAGCCAGAAGAUCCUUUAUAUUCUGGACGCGGUGGGUGCUCAACGUUGCCCAAAGGAAAUGGUCGAUUGUAGCGUGGGCUGCAAACACGACGAAAGCUUCACCGGCGUGGCUCCGCAGCAGCCACCGAUGGCUGUCCCGCGAACCAUAUUGGACCAAAUGCUUUACGUUUCCGGGAUGGAUAAGAUGGCUACGGAAGGGAAGAGAAAAAUAAAAGGCGGUCGUCUUCUUUGUCUGGACGGAGGAGGGAUUCGCGGGUUGGUGCUGGUGCAAACAUUAUUGGAAAUCGAAUCGAUCUUAAAUAAACCAAUCCGGGAUUGUUUCGAUUGGAUCGCGGGCACAUCGACGGGUGGAAUCUUGGCUCUCGGUAUAGCGUCCGGCAAGUCUUUGCGAGAAUGUCAGGCGCUCUACUUUCGCAUCAAGGAGGAAGCUUUUCUCGGGAUGCGUCCGUAUGGUAACGAAGGUUUAGAGAAAGUACUAAAAGAUAGUCUUGGUGCUAGUUCGGUUAUGUCGGAUAUCGAGAGACCAAAGAUAAUGAUCACAGCUGUGUUGGCUGAAAAAAUGCCGAUCGAUCUAUACAUAUUUCGCAACUACGACGCACCUAGCGUGAUACUGAAUAUUCCAAAGAGUUCGAUGUCUGCUGCUCCUUCGCCACCGAACGAAGAAUUUCUUUGGCACGCUGCGAGAGCAACCGGUGCAGCCCCUUCCUAUUUUCGAUCCUUUGGCAAAUAUCUAGAUGGUGGAUUAAUAGCAAACAACCCGACGUUGGACGCCAUCACCGAAAUAAACGAAUACAAUCUGGCUCUGAAGGCGACUGGACGCGAACAGGAAGUGGUCCCCCUGUCCUUGGUGGUCUCUAUCGGCACCGGUUUGAUCCCUAGUAGUCCGUUAAACGGCGUGGACAUAUUUCUACCGGAGACAAUAUGGGACGCGGCGAAAUUUGCCAUGGGAAUAUUGGGUGUUGCGAAAUUAUUAGUAGAUCAGGUAACCGCGAGCGACGGUAGAAUCGUGGAUCGCGCUAGAAAUUGGUGCUCGAUGAUCGGAGUGCCUUAUUAUAGAUUUAAUCCGCAACUGUCGCAGAAUAUCGCCAUGGAUGAGAAGAGUGACGAAGUUCUGGCUGACAUGAUAUGGACUGCGAAAGCGUUUAUGCACGCAAAUAGGGAUCAAAUAAUAGAAUUAGCUGCUUUGAUAAAUCGCGAUGUUUAGGUCGUUUUUCGCGUAAGUCAUAUAAUAGCAUUGCGUGCGAAUCAAACAUGUACUACGAGUUGUUGAUUGUUCUGUAAACAUAGGUAUGAUUGUGUAGCAGCUAUUUGAAAAAGGGCGUCGCUCUCUCUCUCUCUCUCUCUCUCUCUAUCUAU